AUGACGGCUAGGGGUGGAGCUGUCACCCCCCCACCCCCCUCCGGCGAGCCCCGCCUAGCCCGGGCGCUGGAGCGCAGGGCGAGGCCAGGGCGGGGUCUCGGGCAGUCUCCUGCCGAUCCCGAGUGGAGCCGGCGGCCGAGCGUGACUGCGCCGAGCCCGUGGAGUCGCCGCGCCCCGCAGCCGCCCCGUCCGGUCCCCGCCUUGCGCGUGGGCCCCGCUGGGAUGCGGAGCCGCCGGGGCCUGGGCCAGCCGCGGGCCGGCCUCUGCCUGCUCCUGGCCUCGCUGCAGCUUCUUCCCUGGACGCAGGCCGGAAUUUCUCAGGGGCCCCCCAGGGGUCCCGGUGGCCGCAGGACGGGUGACUCAGCGCUGACGCAUGCCCAGCUGCGCGCAUCUGGCCGGGCGCCGCGCCCCGCCCUGCGGGAUCGGGGUGGGGGGAGCCCCGGGGCAGAACCUGUGGAUGUGUUGAAGGCCCUGGGCCUGCGGGGGGGCCAGGCUGGGGUCCCCGAGGGGCCUGGCUUCUGCCCCCAGAGGGCUCCAGAGGGCGAUCGGGCAUUCAGGGUGGGCGAGGCCAGUGUGCUCAGCGUCCCCACGUGGGAGCUCUUUCCAGAUGGGCACUUUCCUGAGAACUUCUCCGUGUUGAUCACGCUGCGGGGCCAGUCAGCCAAUCAGGCUGUCCUUCUAUCCAUUUACGAUGAGAAGGGUGGCCGGCAGCUGGGCCUGGCACUGGGGCCAUCUCUGGGCCUCCUGGGGGGCCCCUUCAGCCCCCUCCCCCAGGAGGUCAACCUCACAGAUGGCAGGUGGCACCGUGUGGCAGUCAGCAUAGAUGGUGGAAUAGUGACCCUGGUGACUGACUGUGUGCCUCAGCCAUCUGUGUUGGGCCAGGGGUCUCCAUUCAUCAGCACAGCUGGACUCACCGUGCUGGGGACCCAGCACCCCUGGGAAGAGACUUUCAAGGGAGACAUUCAGGAGCUGUUGAUAAGCCCGGAUCCUCAGGCUGCCUUCCAGGCCUGUGAGCAGUACCUCCCUGGCUGUGACAACCUGGAUCCCAUAACCACAGGGGCCCCCCAGGGUGAGACAGAAACCCCUCCUCCCCGACGACGCAAGGGGAAGGGAAAAGGGAAGAAAAAAGGGCGAGGUCGCAAGGGAAAGGGCAGGAAAAAGAAGAACAGGGAAGCUUCGACCUUGAGACCACCUCCUGAGAACCAGACCUCCACCGACAUCCCCAAGACAGAGACGGCAGCGUCAAAUCUGCCUCCGACUCCCACGCCUUUGGUCAUCACCACCACUGUGACGAUUGGCCACAAUGUCACCAUCCUAGAGGAGGGCCUGGACCCUGACAAUGGAACUGAACUAGGGGUCCCAGAGACUGAAGCAGCCAGAGGAGAUGAAGAAAGAGGUGACCCCAUCAUGAGCCCUGACUUCCGGGCAGCAGAACAGCCAUCUUGGGUUGAUUUCAAGAUCUUUCCUGGCACUGGAAAGAAAGGGGAAAAAGGAGAACCCGCAGUGAUUGAAGAGGGACAGCAGUUUGAGGGACCUGCAGGAGCCCCAGGACCCCGCGGGGUGGUUGGCCCCUCAGGCCCUCCUGGCCCUCCGGGAUUCCCUGGGGACCCAGGUCUACCGGGCCCUGCCGGCCUCCCAGGAAUCCCUGGCAUUGACGGGAUCCAGGGCCUGCCAGGCACUGUGAUCAUGAUGCCGUUCCAGUUUGCAGGUGGCUCCCUCAAGGGACCCCCAGUCUCCUUCCAGCAGGCCCAGGCUCAGGCCAUACUGCAACAGGCUCAGCUCUCCAUGAAAGGCCCCCCUGGCCCGGUGGGGCUCACUGGGCGCCCAGGCCCUGUGGGUGUCCCUGGAUAUCCAGGGCUGAAAGGAGAGGCAGGAGUGAUGGGGCCACAGGGUCCCCGAGGCCUACAGGGACCUCAUGGGCCCCCUGGCCGGGAGGGCAAGAUGGGCCACCCUGGAGCAGAUGGGCCUCGGGGCCUCCCUGGGGACACAGGACCUAAGGGGGAUCGGGGCUUUGAUGGCCUGCCAGGGCUCCCUGGUGAGAAGGGUCAAAGGGGUGACUUUGGCCACGUGGGGCAACCUGGCCCCCCAGGAGAGGAUGGUGAGAAGGGAGCAGAGGGACCUCCAGGGCCCACCGGCCAGGCUGGGGAGCCGGGCCCCCGAGGACUGAUUGGCCCCAGAGGGUCCCCCGGCCCCCUGGGACGCCCGGGUGUCAUCGGAAUCGAUGGUGCCCCAGGUGCCAAAGGCAAUGUGGGUCCUCCAGGAGAACCAGGUCCUCCGGGACAGCAGGGAAACCAUGGGUCCCAGGGAAUCCCCGGCCCUCAGGGACCCAUUGGCACUCCUGGAGAGAAGGGUCCCCCUGGAAACCCAGGAAUUCCAGGCCUCCCAGGAGCUGAAGGCCCGCCGGGUCACCCAGGCCAUGAGGGCCCCACAGGAGAGAAAGGGGCCCAGGGUCCACCAGGGUCAGCAGGCCCUCCGGGCUAUCCUGGAUCUCGGGGCGUGAAGGGCACCUCUGGCAACAGGGGCCUCCAGGGAGAGAAAGGCGAGAAGGGAGAGGAUGGCUUCCUGGGCUUCAAGGGUGAUGUGGGGCUCAAAGGUGAUCGGGGACACCCCGGACCCCCGGGUCCCCGGGGAGAGGACGGUCCUGAGGGGCUGAAGGGGCAGGAGGGGCUGGCUGGUGAGGAGGGGCCCCCAGGCUCAGCUGGGGAGAAGGGCAAGCUUGGGGUGCCAGGUCUCCCAGGUUAUCCAGGACGCCCGGGACCUAAGGGAUCGAUUGGAUUUCCUGGGCCCCAGGGACCAUUAGGAGAGAAAGGGAAGCGGGGGAAGGCAGGGCAGCCAGGGCUGGAAGGAGAGCGGGGACCACCAGGCUCCCGUGGAGAGAGGGGGCAACCAGGGGCCACGGGGCAACCAGGCCCCAAGGGAGAUGUGGGCCAGGACGGGGCCCCUGGAAUACCCGGAGAAAAGGGCCUCCCUGGCCUGCAAGGCCCCCCGGGAUUCCCUGGGCCAAAAGGCCCCCCUGGUGUCCAGGGGAAAGAUGGGCUACCAGGGCACCCUGGACAGAGAGGAGAGUUGGGCUUCCAAGGUCAGACGGGCCCACCUGGACCAGCUGGUGUCCUGGGUACUCAGGGAAAGACAGGAGAAGUGGGGUCUCUAGGCGAGAGGGGUCCCCCGGGUCCCCCUGGACCUCCUGGUGAACAAGGUCUUCCAGGCCUGGAAGGCAGAGAAGGGGCCAAGGGGGAACUGGGACCACUUGGACCCCAUGGAAAGGAGGGGCCACCUGGACCCAGGGGCUUCCCCGGCCCCCAAGGAGCCCCUGGGGAUCCAGGACCCACUGGUUUGAAGGGUGACAAGGGCCCCCCAGGGCCUGUCGGGGCCAAUGGCUCUCCUGGUGAGCGGGGUCCUUUAGGCCCAGCGGGAGGCAUUGGGCUUCCUGGCCAAAGUGGAAACCAAGGCCCUGUUGGCCCUGCAGGCGAGAAGGGGUCCCCGGGAGAGCGUGGCCCCCCUGGUCCCACUGGCAAAGACGGGAUUCCAGGGCCCUUGGGGCUUCUGGGACCCCCUGGAGCUGCUGGGCCUUCUGGUGAGGAAGGCGACAAGGGGGAAGUGGGUGCCCCUGGUCACAAGGGGAGCAAAGGCGAUAAGGGAGAUGCGGGCCCACCUGGACCAACAGGGAUACGGGGUCCUGUGGGACACCCAGGCUCCCCAGGAGCAGAUGGGGCUCAGGGACGCCGGGGACCCCCAGGCCUCUUUGGGCAGAAAGGCGAUGAUGGAGUCAGAGGCUUUGUAGGGAUGAUUGGCCCCCCUGGCCUGCAGGGGCUGCCAGGCCCUCCCGGAGAGAAGGGGGAUGUCGGCGACGUAGGGUCCAUGGGUCCCCAUGGAGCUCCAGGUCCUCGGGGUCCCCAGGGCCCCAGCGGAUCAGAGGGCCCUCCAGGGCUCCCUGGAGGAGUUGGUCAGCCAGGAGCUGUGGGCGAGAAGGGUGAGCAAGGGGAGGCUGGAGACCCAGGACCCCCAGGAUCCCCAGGCAUCCCAGGCCCCAAGGGAGAAUUUGGUGAAAAGGGAGACUCAGGCCAAUCUGGGGCUCCUGGACCCCCAGGCAAAAAAGGACCCCCUGGAGAGGAUGGAGCUAAAGGGAACGUGGGCCCUACAGGGCUCCCCGGAGAUCCAGGGCCCCCAGGAGACCCUGGAGUUUCGGGUAUAGAUGGUCCCCCAGGGGAGAAGGGAGACCCUGGUGAUGUUGGGGGACCGGGUCCACCUGGUGCUUCUGGGGAACCCGGUGCCCCUGGGCCCCCUGGCAAGAGGGGUCCUUCGGGCAACAUGGGUCGAGAAGGCAAAGAGGGAGAGAAAGGUGCCAAGGGGCAGCCAGGUCCUGAUGGGCCCCCAGGGCAGACAGGCCCAGCAGGGGCUCGAGGGCCCCCUGGGCGUGCUGGGCCUGAGGGUCUUCCAGGGAUCCCCGGCCCUGUGGGUGAACCAGGCCUCUUGGGACCCCCUGGACAUAUGGGCCCUCCUGGCCCCCUGGGACCUUCCGGCCUUCCAGGGCUGAAAGGAGAUGCUGGCCUCAAGGGAGAAAAGGGCCACAUCGGAUUAAUUGGGCUCAUCGGCCCCCCUGGGGAGGCUGGAGAGAAAGGGGAUCAGGGGUUGCCAGGCGUGCAGGGGCCCCCUGGCCCCAAGGGAGACCCUGGUCCUCCUGGUCCCAUGGGCUCUCUGGGCCCCCCUGGGCCCUCAGGUGUGGUGGGCCCUCUGGGACAGAAGGGCUCAAAGGGGUCCCCGGGAUCACUUGGUCCCCGUGGAGACACUGGACCUGCAGGCCCCCCUGGUCCCCCCGGUCCCUCUGCAGAGCUGCACGGGCUGCGCCGCCGGCGCUCGGUCCGGGGCCCUGGGGCCCUGGAGGACGGCCUGGAGGAGGUGCUGGCCACGCUCACGUCGCUGAGCUUCGAGCUGGAGCAGCUGCAGCGCCCCCCGGGCACAGCCGAGCGUCCGGGCCUCGUGUGCCACGAGCUGCACCGCAACCACCCGCACCUGCCCGAUGGGGACUACUGGAUUGAUCCCAACCAGGGCUGCGCUCGGGACGCACUCAAGGUUUUCUGCAACUUCACGGCGGGAGGAGAGACCUGCCUGUACCCCGACAAGAAGUUCGAGACCGUGAAACUGGCCUCCUGGUCCAAGGAAAAGCCUGGGAACUGGUAUAGCACAUUCCGUCGAGGGAGGAAGUUUUCCUACGUGGACGCCGAUGGCUCCCCAGUGAACGUGGUACAGCUGACCUUCCUGAAAUUGCUGAGCGCCACGGCCCACCAGAGCUUCACCUACUCCUGCCAGAACUCGGCCGCCUGGCUGGAUGAAGCUGCGGGUGACUACGGCCACUCCCUCCGCUUCCUUGGGGCCAACGGGGAGGAGCUGUCCUUCAACCAGACAGCAGCAGCCACCAUCAGUGUCCCCUAUGAUGGCUGUCGGCUCCGGAAGGGACAGGCGAAGACCGUCUUGGAGUUCAGUUCUUCCCAAGUGGGCUUUCUGCCCCUGUGGGACGUGGCUGCCACUGACUUUGGCCAGACGAACCAGAAGUUUGGGUUUGAAUUGGGCCCUGUCUGCUUUAGCAGCUGAAGUCUCUGGGGUGGGAGGGACAGUGGGGACAGUGAGGGAGCCCUAGAUGGGGCACAUUUGGUGCUGAGGCUUUGAAGCCACCAUAUUUAUCAUCUCUUGUGACUCUGGAACCAGGUGAUGUGACUCUGCUCAUCACGGUCAAACAAUAUUCCCUCUCCCUUCCAGGGGGCCUGGAGACUGGACUUCCCUGGCCCAAGGGUCCAGCCUCUGCCCACCCCACCCCACCCCACCCCAGGUGGCAAAACUGUAGUCUGGCUCUUUCUCCCCUCCAUCCCUCCCCAGCCCUCAAUUCCCCUCCCCUAAACCCCUGUGCAAUGAGCUUCUAACUCAAAGCAGAUGAACGCCCCCCACACCUGCCUCCCUAGCCCACCAUCAGCACCCUCACACCCUUUGGUGCUACCCUUCCCCAUAGUUAAGCACUGGAUGUCUCCUGAUCCCAAGCUGGGAACCCUUCACUCAUUCCUAUUCCCAGGUGGGUUCACGGUGAAGGGACUGAAGUCAGACUCCAGAGGGAAGAGGGACUUCCCUUGACUGAGCUGUGUGUUUCUUCUGCUGCCUCAGCCCAGCUCUGCAUAAUUCCCUCCCCCCAUCCCCCAUUUCCCUAAACUCACCUUGCCAUGCCAGGUGGCUUGGGGACCAAGAUAGUGGGGGUGAAUCAGGAUCCUAAUGGUGCUGCCCUAUUUAUACCUGGGUCUGUAUUAAAAGGGAAAAUCCCCUCUGUUGUAUAUUUAAUCUGCUUCCUCCUUAGGGAAGGCUGGGAUAUGAUGAGAAAGAUUCCAGCACAACCCCCUCCCCCCCCCAGGCCA
Cynocephalus volans (Philippine flying lemur) is the source of this 6395-nucleotide messenger RNA. RefSeq names its product collagen type V alpha 3 chain (gene COL5A3). The record is from RefSeq and is a predicted model, not a curated record. The transcript is spliced from 69 exons. Gene Ontology annotation, biological process: extracellular matrix organization. Lineage: Eukaryota; Metazoa; Chordata; Mammalia; Dermoptera; Cynocephalidae. Gene Ontology annotation, molecular function: extracellular matrix structural constituent conferring tensile strength. Gene Ontology annotation, cellular component: collagen type XI trimer. Bases 1 to 5589 code for a protein of 1862 amino acids.